Molecule: messenger RNA, 1654 nt
Organism: Cucurbita pepo subsp. pepo (vegetable marrow)
Lineage: Eukaryota; Viridiplantae; Streptophyta; Magnoliopsida; Cucurbitales; Cucurbitaceae
Product: 12-oxophytodienoate reductase 1
Molecular function (GO): oxidoreductase activity; FMN binding
Source: RefSeq, a predicted model, not a curated record
GAAUGAACCAAUGAUGUAAGGAAAAUCAAAUCAACUCUGGACGGCGAUUUCGAGGCGGCCGAACCUGGUUCACUCACAUCACAGCAAUUUCACAAUCCACGCAUUCCCACACGUCACCGGUUAUCCAAACCUACUUUUUUUUUUCAAUAAUUCACGGCCGUCUUUACUCCUUUGCUUACUGCUCUGCUCCGAGCCUGCGUCGGGGAUAAAAUUUAGCUGUCUUGUUUCAUUAUUGUGUGAAACUUAUAAAUACCCUUUGCCGGUCUGAUUGCUCUCUCCCCAUCUGCCAUCUGAAUAAGCUUGUGCAACACACCGAGAAAGGAGCAACGUCAAAGCAAAAUGGGUGAUAACAACAAUGAGGCGUCUGCGCAAGCUCCCUCCAUUCCUCUCCUCACUCCGUACAAGAUGGGGAAGUUUAAUCUUUCUCACAGAAUUGUGUUGGCCCCAUUGACAAGGCAGAGAUCUUACAACAAUGUUCCUCAGCAGCAUGCCAUCUUAUAUUACUCUCAGAGAACCACGAAAGGGGGUUUCUUAAUAGCUGAGGCCACUGGAGUUUCUGACACUGCCCAAGGAUAUCCUGAUACACCUGGGAUAUGGACGAAAGAGCAAGUUGAAGCAUGGAAACCAAUUGUGGAUGCUGUCCAUCGCAAAGGCGGUACAUUCUUUUGCCAGAUAUGGCAUGUUGGGAGGGUUUCAAAUUCAGGUUUUCAACCAAAUGGACAAGCCCCAAUCUCAUCAUCGGACAGGCCACUACUCCCGCAAGUUCGGGCUGAUGGAAUUGAUGUUGCACAGUUCACUCCUCCAAGACGUCUAAGGACAGAUGAAAUCCCUCAAAUUGUCAAUGAUUUUAGGGUUGCAGCCAGGAAUGCCAUUGAAGCUGGUUUUGAUGGAGUUGAAAUCCAUGGAGCUCAUGGUUAUCUUAUCGAUCAGUUCAUGAAAGACAGUGUGAACGACCGUACGGACCAAUAUGGUGGCUCUCUGGAAAACCGUUGCAGAUUUGGUCUAGAAGUAGUUGAAGCUGUGGUAAACGAGAUAGGCGGAGACAGAGUUGGGAUAAGACUAUCGCCUUUUGCAGAUUACAUGGAGGCGGGAGAUUCAAAUCCAAAAGCUCUGGGAGUGUACAUGGCGGAGAGUUUGAACAAAUAUGGAAUUUUGUACUGUCACAUGGUGGAGCCACGGAUGAAAAAUGUUCUGGAGAAAGUUGAAUGUCCACACAGCCUGUUACCAAUGAGAAAGGCAUUCCGGGGUACAUUCAUAGCUGCUGGAGGGUUUGAUAAGGAAGAUGGAAAUAGAGCCAUUGCUGAAAAUGGAGCAGAUCUUAUUGCUUAUGGCCGUUGGUUUUUAGCAAAUCCAGACCUGCCAAGGAGAUUCCAGAUAGAUGCUCCUCUCAACAACUACAAAAGAGACACCUUUUACGCAUCCGAUCCGGUGGUUGGUUACACAGACUAUCCCUUUCUUGAAGACUAGCAAUUCUUCAGACUGUACGCAGUAAAAAAAUUAGUUGGGGCAGAACCAAACUUUUACUGCUGGCUCACAAAAGUAGUUUCAUUUCAAUAAUGAUGAAGAUCUUCAAUAUUCUUGUAAUCUCAAAUAAUUGUACUUCUCAAGUUAAGAGUAAAAUAUCACCCUCACCCCUUUAUAAAUCUUUCAAAAA